Messenger RNA from Dicrocoelium dendriticum, 820 nucleotides. Lineage: Eukaryota; Metazoa; Platyhelminthes; Trematoda; Plagiorchiida; Dicrocoeliidae. The record is from the annotation of a GenBank genome assembly.
CUAGCCCGUUCUAGACAUUAUCGGAGAGCAUAACUCUGUUCAUCACUAAAUAAACGCUUCGUUUUUGUGCUCCGAUAUUUAGCUUACGCUGGUUGUUUUACUCAUUUCAGGAUAUAAAAGCCCACACCAAUUGCACACUGAUUCACUUGGUCUGACGAAGCCCUUGUGUCGAGGGCGAAACGUUACCAAACUACUAUAUCAACCGAUUGUUUCCAAACCUCUGAACUCAUCACUAUUCGAUCAGUUCCAAGUAUCUUCCAAGGUUUCUUCUCUUUUCUCACCAGUGCUGGUUUACCGUUGGAAAUGACAUGAGUCCUAUUGAGAACGGGUUCUCGGAAAUUCUGUUUCACUUGCGUUAUGAUGUUGCUUAUCACGUUUCCCUCUUCACAAUGUGUGCCGGCCAACACAGCUUUCUCGCGUGCCUGUGUUCCGGCUCUCCACUUUUACGACGGCAGUGCGAAUAGAAAAUUGAAGCGAUGCCAAACUCUUCUAUAUGAUAGCACAAAAGAAUUUCUCGCCCAACGCAGUCAGUUCAAGCAGGCAGAAAAGGCGUGGAUCGCUGAGAAGGAUCAACUUUUGUGCCGGUUAGCUGGAAAGAAACUCCCAUUAAAUGUGGUUCCCUAUUGUAAAACUUCAGGCGUACAGCCCUCUGACGAACGAUCUGUCCAACUGGAGACAACCUGUCUAGAUGAUCUCGUGUCUACGGCCUCGGGUGAUGUAGCAAACCAGUCAACACGAAAGAGAUAUGAGCAGUUGGCUCAAACAGUUCGCGAUCUGCAACACCAGCUGAGUCAACAACAAAAGUUGAGCGAGAUGUACC